This is a messenger RNA of Phymastichus coffea, 1128 nucleotides long. Its product is annotated as trichohyalin-like. The transcript has 6 exons. NCBI's taxonomy places the organism in Eukaryota, Metazoa, Arthropoda, Insecta, Hymenoptera, Eulophidae. The record is from RefSeq and is a predicted model, not a curated record. Bases 1 to 1128 code for a protein of 375 amino acids.
AUGUCCUGUACCGACAAGUCCACGGCGAUCGGUGUGCUCAACGUCAAAAAAUCACCGUACCUUGAAAACCUGCGAAAAUGCGUGCCGGAGCCGAAAGUGGCAGCGCUCGAUUCCGGCUUGCCGAGAUGGAGUCGAUUGCCGCUCGAGGCGAAGAUCCCGGUGAUGCCCCACGUCACCGACGCACUGCUCUCGAGGAGGAAGCUCGGCGAGAGACUCUGGAUCGAGUACGUCGAUAGAAAGCGCUUCGUCGACUGCAGCGAUCCUUAUUCACGAGAGGUCAACAUCCCUUACGAGGGUCUGCAUGACGAGCACCUGGCGAGGUUCUUCCUGCAGUCGCAUCGGCUUCGCGAGUUUCUGAUCAAGACGGAGAUAAUAACGCCGGGCUUGGACGUCAAGUGCAAUCUCUGGGAGUACAACACGUACCGCAAUUACCUGAGAAUAAUGCACGGCAAGGCGAUGAAGAGGGAGCUGGUCGAGAGGGACGAGCUGCUGAAGGAGAAGCUCGUGCUCGACAUCGCUGACGGCCAAGCCCUGAAGAACAACGAGAAGCUGAAGAAGCAGGAAGUCAGACAGGCGAGGCUGGGCGAGCUGGAGGCCAAGCGAGCGGCCAAGAUUCGCCGGAUAUUCGACAAGGACAGGGCGGACGGCGCCAGGCUGGCCGAGUUGUGGGAGAAGCAGCGCCAGGAGACGCGCAAUAAGAUCGUCCGGCUGAAGGUGCAGAUGAACCGCAUCAAGCAGAGGCGCUUCCUGAUGGCCAAACUGGAGCAGCAGCGGAUACUGAACAGCUUCAGGGAGUGGAACGAGCGCGAUCGGCAGUUCCGAAAGCGGAUGGAGCAGAUGGAGGGGAACAAGCGCAGGAAGAAAAUCGAGGUGGCUCUGGAAAGGUUCGACAAGAAGAAGACGUCGCAGGAGGAAGCCAUCGAGAACGAGCUGCGCGUGAGGGAGUGCGUCGAGCAAUCGAAAAGCGAGUUCCUUCGAGAGUACCAGAAGAAAUUGGACGACAGUCAGCGCAAAUUGAGGGAGUUGUUCGAAGAGAAAAGAGCUGCACUGGAGAAGGCGCUGAAGAGGCCCCGAAGAGCCAGGAGAAAAGCCAAAAAGAUAGGCACUUGUUACUGCAAAGUAGAUUAA